AUGCUUUCUAUAAAAGAGAUGAAUAUAUGGGGAGAACCAUUGAAUGGACUUAAUGCAGAAUUAACUAGAAAUAUACUUUCUCAUAUAAAGAAAUUUAGUAAUACAAAUGUAGUUGCAUUAAACCAUGUACCAAAAAUACUACUGGAUGUAUUUGACUAUGUUAUUGUUAUGUAUAACUCUGCUAUUAUAUAUUCUGGCCCUGUGUCUGAAGCAGAUGAGUAUUUCGUGGAGAUGGGCGUAGAGUUUCCUAAGGAUGUUUUUUAUGCCGACUAUCUUAUGCAGCUCAUUGCAGGUAGAGUCACUAAUGAAAAAGACAAAAAUAAUAUUGCUGUGCUUAGAAAGAUGUGGAAUAAAAUAUCAAAAGUUCCACGCGGACCUAGAAGAAGUUCAAGCAGUAGUUGCUGGUUAUCGCAGGCAAAAAUAUCCUUUACCCGUGUUAGAGAAAUAAUUGGCUUGUCUUUAUACUCAAACAAACUAUUUAGAGGGUCGUCUUUUCUGAUUACUACGCUGCUUAUAGUUGUUCUAUGCAGUAUUGUACUGUUUAAUACAUUUUAUAUACUGUGCGAGUAUCUUGCAGCUGAUUCUAAUGGUUUAAAUCCAAAUUAUAAAUACGCAACGACACACAUCACACUAUUCUAUCCGCACUUAUUAUACUGUUUCUUACAGGAAAUAAAGGGAAAAAUACAUUAUAUCGAUCAACAAUAUAAUUAUUUUUCAUUAAAAAAUAUAAAUAAGGUUAAAAUAAUCAGCACUUUAAUAGGCAAAAUGAAUGAGUAUUAUAAAGUAAUCAAUAAUAUAAGUUGGGUCUCUAUUCUUAGUCAGACAUUUAAUCUAUUCUUCCUAUUUGUUGGAUCUCUAGUCUGUAUGUGGUCUUCAAAUGGAUUCCAUAGCCCUUCUUUCUACAAAACAAGCAAAUUCAAUAUAAAAGAAAAACGCUUUACAGCGGGUGACUAUACAUGUGCGCUGAUAAUUAAUUCAUUGCUUCAAAAAACAUUAGUACUUUGGAGUGUAUCUAUAAUUGUAUACUGGGGUCUUUACUUGACUGUAAAUUGCAAAAUAGUCGAAUCAGCCACUAAUUCUAUUGGCCACCUUAUUCCGAUUACUUUAUUACUAUGCGCAUCUUUCUUAAUAGGUGUAUAUUCACUUUUAAUAGAAUUCGCUCCCAUUCCAAUACGAUGGCUUACUUUCACCGGGGUACUAUAUGUAUUAAUUUGUCAAUUACUUCCAGUAUUAUUAGUCGAUUUUAUUCUAAUGGAUGUUGAUUCAGAAUUUAUCGGUCUAUACACCCCAUUUUCUCGCAUAAUAAGCAUAUUUUAUUCAGAGUCAGAAUAUUCUGAUAAAAAAUCUAUAUUAAAAGCGUUUAAUAUAUCACCUUCAGAUGGUUAUUAUAAUAGUCCACUCUUAGACUGGAUUAUCACAAUAUACAAAACUACUAUGAGAUAUAACCCGAAUUUCUUCUUCUCACAUAUGCUAGCUAAAAUUUCUUAUUACCUUGAAGAUAUAAAGGUAAAUAAAGAAAUAACCAAUUCUGGAUUCUCGUUUAAUGAAAAUGACCUGAUAUAUGAAAUAGCAAAAUGUACCUGGGGUCGUGAUAGUACUGAUCUAUUGGAUCUGCCUACGGAUGUGUUCAACAUAUUAUUUAAAUAUAAAUCUAAUCGUAAAAUGUAUGGAGCCUUCGAUUGUCAUAAGGAAUUAAAUCGAAUUCUAAAGAAAUUGUGAAUCCAUUUGCCCAGUAGAAGUAUUCAACCCGGAACAUUCACUUGUUGAUAUGUCAUUUUCACAUAUUUUAUGGAGUGCUUUCUGUUUCUGGGCGGUUCCUACUAGUUUAUUAUUAUUAUUUAUAUUAUAUGCGUAUAAGAAAUUAUUAUUCAGAGUCAGAAAUUAGAAUUAUCUGUUCUUUAUAGAUUAUACUACAUAAUCUCUCAAUACUAUAAACUAGUAAUAAAC
Messenger RNA from Nematocida parisii ERTm1, 1947 nucleotides. RefSeq lists its product as uncharacterized. Gene Ontology annotation, molecular function: ABC-type transporter activity. The transcript has a single exon. Lineage: Eukaryota; Fungi; Microsporidia. Bases 1 to 1719 code for a protein of 572 amino acids. The record is from RefSeq and is a predicted model, not a curated record.